UACAACGGGGCUGGAGAGCUUCUUGUGGAGGCACACGAGCUUUUACCUCCUGCCUGCCCACGGCUGGAGCUUCAGCCUCGUCAGGAGUUUGUGUUCGUCCACAGAGGGAGUUUUUAAUUAUCUUUUUUAGCACAUUGUUUCUAUUUACUUCACUGUUACGGUUACAGAUACGCUCUGGAGCCUCUCGGUUCUCCCUGCUGCGCUUGUUUGCGCUGAGCUUACACCGGGGAGCAGUGCACAUCAGCGGACUCACUCGGGGGGAGAUUACGGAGCCGAGCGUGUGAAUGGACCGAGGUUAGAAGGCACCAGGGGAGCAGUGCACAUCAAACCUGCCCAGACUGCAGCAUCAAUAACACCUAUUACACCGUCCAGCAGCAUGCAGUGUGAGGAGCUCUAUCAGAUGCUUUCCCACCCCAAACAGUGAAGCAAAGGGGGGUCGGAGAGGAGGAGGAUUUAUGGGAGAUUUGUUGGAUUUUUAUCGCCGCGUCGUUGCAAACUUGUGUCCGGGAUGGGGAAGGAGCAGGAGCUGCUGGAAGCCGCCCGGACCGGGAACGUGGCCCUGGUGGAGAAAUUGUUGAGUGGAAAGAAGGGGAUACUGGGGUCAGGCUCCGGCUCCAUCCCACUGCCCAACCUCCUGAGCAUGUGGAAGGGCCUGAAUGUCAACUGCACAGACAGCUCAGGAUAUACACCUUUACAUCAUGCUUCACUGAACGGACACAGGGAUGUGGUGCUAAAGUUGCUCCAGUUUGAGGCAUCCACAAAUGUGGCUGACAGUAAAGGAUGCUUCCCGCUGCACUUGGCAGCCUGGAGGGGGGACGUGGACAUCGUCCGCAUCCUUAUCCACCACGGACCCUCACAUUGCCGGGUCAACCAACAGAACCAUGAGAGGGAAACAGCACUUCACUGUGCAGCCCAGUACGGACACUCUGAGGUGGUUUCAGUGUUGCUUCAGGAGCUGACCGACCCCACUAUGAGAAACAGCCGACAGGAGACACCCCUGGACCUAGCAGCGCUAUAUGGACGGUUACAGGUGGUGCGCAUGUUGGUGAGCACUCACCCCAACCUCAUGACCAGCCACACUCGCCAACACACCCCGCUUCACCUGGCUGCACGCAAUGGACACCACAGCACGGUCCAGACGCUACUCGAAGCUGGCAUGGACGUCAACUGUGUGACCGAGAAUGGCAGCGCCCUCCACGAGGCAGCUCUCUUUGGGAAGAUUGAUGUAGUUCGCCUUCUGCUGGACUCAGAUAUCGACACAAAUCUGAGAGACAGCCAGGGGAGAACAGCUCUAGACAUCCUGAGAGAACAUCCUGCACAGAAAUCUCAGCAGAUCACCGCUGUUAUCCAAGAGUACAUGAUGGACAGGAUGGAGAGGAUGAGUCUCAUGGAGGAGCCCGUCCGCAAGUGUCCAGUCCCUGCACCUCGGACCUCUGUCCCCUCGCCAUCUGCCUCCCCCUCCCUCAGACACAAGAAUGACGCUGUGACAAGCGAGCUGUCCAAGCUGCUCCAUGAGAUCAAAAAGUGCCGGGACAGGGAUUACUCCUUCGAGGAGCUCUGCCACACCAUCUCCUCUCACUCCAUGGACAGCUUUGGCAGCGGGCGGCUGUCUGAUGAGGAGCGACCAGAUCGGCCCAACGGCACCCUGACUCGAGUCAGCAGCAAGCGGCCAACCCCACCUCUUGCCCCAGCUUUGGAAGAAGAUGAGGCAGACAAGAGCUGUGGCCCCACAGGAUUCUGGGAGGCCCUUACCCCCUGCAACGGCUGCCGCAACCUUGGCUUCUCCAGCCUAUCACAGAGUUCAAAGCAUUCAGCAGAGAUCGUCACCUCGCCGUCCCUUGAUGUUUUCCUGCCAGAGGACGAGGACAAUCCAUACGAGUCGGUGACCACAGCCGUCACACGCAAACCCUGCUCACUCGAUAUCAACCACCAGCUCAACGCCUGUCCUCGCAAUGGUCAUUCGUCCCAUGUAGCGGUGAGUGAGGGGGAGCAUGGUAACCAUGGCAACUGCUCAACAGGCCCAACUCCAGACUGCUCCCCCCCCUCCCCCGACACAGCCCUGAAGAACAUAGAGAGAGUCAUCCGCCCACAGCCCAAGCAGCGCACCUCCCUGUCCUCUUCCCUGGACGUCCAAAGGCCGGUCAACCACAGCUGCGAGCCCAGUGAGGUGAGCUCGUCUCUGGGUUACGCCAGCUUCAGCACCAGCCCUCCCGCCAGCCCCCCUCUCAGCCCCAACCAGGAGGACUCCGCAGGCUCCAACGACGACUGUCAGCUCACAGACGACGGGCCGUACCAGCGAGACCCGCCUCCUCCUCCUGGCUGCUCUUCCUCCACAACCAACGCUCUGCCAGAGGACCGCAGGAAAAGCCACAUCCCAGAGGAGUUUGCAGGCCUCCUCCAUGGAUCCUCCCCAGCUUGUGAAACCCCUGAUACACCUUAUCACCUUUAUAGCCCCAAACCCCGAAAAUACGCCUCCACAGAUGUCCGGAGCAGCCUGCUGCAGACCCCCGACUUCAGCAUCGUGAUCGGAGGAGCACCCACACAGGUUUUCUCCAGGACAGAAGGAGAGUCGUCGCCUCAGAGGAGCACCAACGACCCGCUGAAGCCACAGGUGGUGUACAGGACUGUCUUCCACACAAGAGUCAACCAGGACCAGGCCCAGUCUAAAGACAGCGAGCAGCUGGACAUACCUCGAGGCUGGUCCACGCUGGGCCGCCCACCGUCCUCCUACUUGGAUCAAAACGGGGAAAUUCCAGAGUUACGAGGGAUCCAGACAGGAGGUGUGCCCAAAGGCGGCGCAUCAGGAGCUGGCUACGAAGAGAGGGCGUGCACCCUGGGGAGGAUGAGGUCCAUGCCUCGCAGCGUGUUAGACCUGCAGCUUUCCAAGUCACUGUCCAAGUCUGAUUCUAACCUGGUAGCUGUGUCUCCCAUACAGGAGGAGCACAGCUGGGGGUCUGGAUCUCGUGGCCAGGGGCCUGGGAGUCCCAGCCCAGGAGAGGGUGGUAGUCCUGGGGCAAGACUGGAGAGAACACCCUCCUUCACUGCAGAAUGGGAAGAGAUUGACAAGAUUAUGAGCUCCAUUGGGGCAGGAAUCGGCAGUGGAUUGGACAUCAAGGACGAAACCGCAGGUCCCCGCUGCCCGCUGCAGUCCGUGGGCCAGUGGCUCGACUCCAUCGGUCUGGUCCAGUACGAGAACCACCUGCUGGCCAAUGGAUUCGAUAACGUCCAGUUCAUGGGCAGCAAUGUGGUGGAGGACCAGGACCUGCUGGAGAUCGGGAUCCUCAACUCGGCCCACAGACAGCGCCUCUUGCAGGCCAUACGGCUGCUGCCAAGAGUGCGACCUGUCGGCUAUGACGGAAACAACCCCACGUCCGUGGCAGAGUGGCUCGAGUCGUUAGAGCUCGGUGACUACACCAAGUCUUUCCUCAUCAACGGUUACACCUCCAUGGAGCUGGUCAAGAAGAUCUGGGAGAUUGAGCUCAUUAAUGUACUGAAGAUCAGCCUCAUUGGGCACAGAAAACGGAUCCUCGCCUCAUUGGGGGACCGGCUACACGAAGACACCCCACAGAAACCUCCGCGGGCCAUCUCCCUACGGGAGCCCGGAGGGAACCACACUCCUCCCCAGCUCAGCCCGUCAGUGGGCCAGGCAGCGUACACGGCAGGGGUCCCGGGUGGAUCUCUGGACGUGCAGCACCUAAUCAUGCAGGCGGACGCCCGGCGCAGGCAGCGCAGCAAUGACAACUACUUUGACGACGUGCCGCGAUCCAAGCUGGAGCGACAGAUGGCCCAAGUCAGCAUGGCAGGCGAGUGGUGCGAGCCGAUCACGUUGCGUCCGCCCAACGAGGCCACCUCGUCCACCCCCGUCCAGUACUGGCAACAUCACCCCGAGAAGCUCAUCUUUCAGUCCUGUGACUACGAAGCCUAUUACCUGGGCUCCAUGCUGGUGAAAGAGCUGAGAGGAACGGAGUCCACACAAGAUGCCUGUGCCAAAAUGAGGAAGUCGACAGAACAGAUGAAGAAAGUGCCGACCAUCGUGCUCUCUGUGUCCUACAAGGGAGUGAAGUUCAUAGACGCCACAAAUAAGAACAUCAUAGCAGAACAUGAGAUUCGUAACAUCUCGUGUGCAGCUCAGGAUCCAGAGGAUCUGUCUACAUUUGCCUACAUCACCAAAGACCUCAAGUCCAGUCACCACUACUGCCACGUCUUCACUGCUUUUGACGUGAACCUGGCGUACGAGAUCAUCCUGACACUGGGCCAGGCCUUCGAGGUGGCCUACCAGCUGGCUCUGCAGGCCAGGAAGAGUGGCCACGGAUCGUCCACACUGCCAGAGAGCUUUGACAGCAAGCCCAGCAAGCCCGUCCCCAAACCUCGGGUCAACAUCCGCAAAUCUAUGGAGCAGCCGUCCAUGGACCCCAAGGGCCACGCCAACGUGCCGUGGAUUGUGGAGCCGGGUCAGGAGGCCAAGAGAGGAGUCAACACCAAGGCAAUGCCGGACGCUCAUGUCUAUUACUGUGGAAUGCAAAGAAUGUAGCCAGCCCUAAACACGGACCUUGUCACACAUACAAUGCAAAAUGGACUACAAAGGAUCCUCUUGCUCACUUUGCAAAGGACUACAAACAUGGACGCCACUCCACAGUGUUUAAGGUUGACUACAAAAUUUAAACAUUCAUCCACAUGAUACACGACACAGUUAAACAUAUUAGAAACAUACAUAACCAGUGUACACUAACAGGACUGCAUAAUGACAGAAGACUGUCUGCUUUGAAUGUACUCUUGUUUGAAAGCAGCCUCAACUUUCUUCAACUACAACAGGAUCUGUUUAAAGCGCCCAGCAGGGAGGUGUGGCCUGUGAACAUUUGGGCGGGCACAGGGUCUCUGUGGUAACAGGGCAUCUGUUGGGCUCACUAAAAGGCAUCACUGGGCAUGUGUCAGUGUUGGAAUGGGCAUGGGCUUAAGGACGUCUGGCCGGCUCUUUUAACCUUUUUUUUUUUUUUUUUUUUUUUCUUU
Molecule: messenger RNA, 5007 nt
Organism: Cheilinus undulatus (humphead wrasse)
Lineage: Eukaryota; Metazoa; Chordata; Actinopteri; Labriformes; Labridae
Gene: anks1b
Product: ankyrin repeat and sterile alpha motif domain containing 1B
Exons: 28
Coding region: 509-4531 (1340 amino acids)
Cellular component (GO): cytosol
Molecular function (GO): protein binding
Source: RefSeq, a predicted model, not a curated record